This is a messenger RNA of Myxocyprinus asiaticus (Chinese sucker), 3775 nucleotides long. It is a transcript of the gene ece1, whose product is annotated as endothelin converting enzyme 1. Gene Ontology annotation, molecular function: metalloendopeptidase activity. Gene Ontology annotation, biological process: peptide hormone processing. Gene Ontology annotation, cellular component: plasma membrane. The transcript is spliced from 18 exons. NCBI's taxonomy places the organism in Eukaryota, Metazoa, Chordata, Actinopteri, Cypriniformes, Catostomidae. The record is from RefSeq and is a predicted model, not a curated record. Bases 463 to 2763 code for a protein of 766 amino acids.
CUCACUCUCCCUUAUGUAUGUUGAUCAAGUCCUCUCUCCUUCCUGUUUUUCACAAGUUCCUGCCUUUUUACUGACGCUAGUAUCGCAGACGGGAAAACUCCCAGGGAUCCCUCGUUUGGGAAUCCUAACUUGGAGGUCUGCACUUAGGAAAGCCGAGAAGAGAGCUUCUACAUCUCCCUACACUUGAUUGUUGUGUAUACAGAGCUGACAAUGCUUUGGAGCUUAUCCCCUAGUUGUAGCUGAUGUUUUGGGGGUUGGAAAUUUGGUUUUGAAGGAGGUGAAAGCAGGAGGUGGGGGAUGAGGAGGAAACCCCUUUCACACACCGAGAACACCCAGUCGAGAGCUUCCUCUUGUCCUUGGGGAUCUUCACAAUUUUCUCCCAGUGGAUCCAAAGAGGACAAACAUUUCCAUGAUUCCAAAAACUGCUGAAACGCUAGUGAUCACUCGAGGUUUGAUUUGGAUAUGGAAGCACUGAGGGAAUCUGUUCUUCAUUUGACGUUUCAGAUGUCUACUUACAAACGGGCCACUUUGGAUGAAGAGGAGCUGUUGGACACCGGCUCUGAUGGGAUCUACCACCCCUCUUCCAUGCAGGUGGGACUGCAGCGAGGUCUGGGUCCCCGGUGCUGGGUGGAGAAGACUCAAGCCGAGAGAAAGCUAGUGUUCAUAGUGUGUGCUCUGUCCUUGGCCCUCUUCAUCUGCAUUGUGACGUUGGGUAUGCGCUAUAAAGAAUCUCACCCAGGAAUGUGCCUGUCAGAGCCAUGUGUAAGUGUGGCAAGUGCAGUCAUGGGUGCCCUCGAUCGAUCGGUAGACCCUUGCCAGGAUUUCUACAACUUUGCAUGUGGUGGUUGGAUAAGGAAAAACCCGUUGCCAGAGGGCAAGUCCCGCUGGGGUCCCUUCAGCAACCUGUGGGAGCACAACAUGGCAGUAAUGAAGAACUUACUGGAGAACACCAGUAUGAAGAGCCUGAGCAAAGCAGAGCAAAAAGCCCAGUGGUAUUACCAAGCCUGUAUGAACGAGACCGGAAUUGAAGCUCUUGGAGCGAAACCUCUACAAGAUCUCAUUAAUCAGACAGGAGGUUGGGGUUUGAACGGCCCAUGGGAGAAGGAUAACUUCCAAGAGGUUUUACGGACUGUUUCGGCCAACUACCACACCUCCCCUUUCUUCACUGUUUUUGUGAGCACAGACUCGAAAAGUUCCAACAGCAACAUCAUCCAGGUGGAUCAGUCCGGGUUGGGACUUCCAUCUAGGGAAUACUAUCUCAAUAAGACAGCCAAUGAAAAGUAUUUAAAUGCAUAUCUGAACUUCUUGGUGGAGCUCGGGGUCCUUUUGGGUGGCUCAAAGAACACCUCUCAGAAGAUGAUGCUGGAGAUUUUAGACUUUGAAACGGCCAUGGCAAACAUCACAGUCCCUCAAGAGGAGAGACGAGAUGAGGAGCAAAUUUACCACAAGAUCCAGGCCAAAGAGUUAGCAACUUUGGCUCCUGCAGUAGAUUGGAUGCCUUUCCUCUCUGCAGUGUUUGCACCCGUUGCCCUGAAUUAUUCAGAACCUGUGGUCGUGUACGCUAAAGAAUACCUACAGAAAGUCUCGGAGCUCAUCAGCAACACCAACAAGAGCAUCUUGAAUAACUACAUGAUCAUGAAAGUGGUGAGGAAAAUGGUGUCCAUCCUUGACCAGAGGUUCCAAGAUGCAGAGCAGCGCUUCUUUGAAGUCAUGUACGGCACCAAGAAGAGCUGUACGCCACGCUGGAAACUUUGCGUGAGCGACACAGACAGUGCUCUGGGCUUUGCCCUCGGGGCGCUCUUUGUCAAAGCUACCUUUUCCGAGGACAGCAAGGCUUUUGUUGAAGAUAUGGUCUCCGAGAUCAAAUGGGCCUUUGAAGACAGCCUGAGGACCGUUGGCUGGAUGGAUCCUGAGACUAAAAAGGCAGCCAAAGAAAAAGCAGAUGGAAUAUACAACAUGAUUGGAUAUCCAAAGUUCAUUAUGAACCCCAAAGAGCUGGACAAGGUUUUUAAUGACUUUGAUGUUGUUUCAGAUCUUUACUUUCAAAACGUCAUGAAUUAUUACAACUUCUCUGCUCGAGUGACUGCAGACCAGCUGAGAAAGGCACCCAACAGAGAUCAAUGGAGUAUGACCCCACCUACAGUUAAUGCCUACUACAACCCUACAAAGAAUGAGAUGGUACUUCCAGCUGGUAUACUUCAGGCUCCCUUUUAUAGCCAUGCUUGGCCAAAAGCUAUGAAUUUUGGUGGCAUUGGUGUGGUUAUGGGUCAUGAGCUCACCCAUGCCUUUGACGACCAAGGAAGAGAGUAUGAUAAGGAUGGUAAUUUGCGUUCAUGGUGGAAAAAUUCUUCGGUGGAAGCUUUUAAACAUCAGACACAGUGCAUGGUGGAGCAGUACAGCAACUACAGUAUCAAUAAAGAACCUCUCAAUGGGAGACACACUUUGGGAGAAAAUAUUGCAGACAACGGGGGCUUAAGAGCAGCUUAUAAGGCCUAUGUCAACUGGAUCAAGAAGAAUGGUGAGGAAGCCACUCUGCCUGCUCUUGGCAUGACUAACCAUCAGCUGUUUUUUGUGGGAUUUGCUCAGGUGUGGUGUUCAGUUCGGACACCUGAAAGCUCACACGAGGGCGUUAUCACUGACCCGCACAGUCCGUCACGUUUCAGGGUCAUUGGCACCAUCUCCAACUCUCAUGAGUUCUCGAAGCACUUUGGCUGCAAGGCAAACUCACCUAUGAAUGCCAAACGAAAGUGUGAGCUGUGGUGACAGUGACUGGAAUGAGCAUGUCUGCUCUGCAAGAUGGUGAAGUUUUGUUUUCACCACAAAUAUGUUAAACGACCAUCUCAGCUUGCCUUGUCUUUUGCUGUAUGUGCCAAAAUGCUGGUGGACUUAUAAUGGACUGCAUGUUUUCCAGCAGUUAUUUGCGUCUGAAUGGCGAGUUGGUGUAAGUAAAGGCGCCAUGGAACUCUUUAAAAUGGAGUUUAAUCUUAUCAAAACACUGGAAAUAAAGUUAGUGGUUAACUGUAAUGGGAGAAUGAAUUGCAAGUCAAUUUUUGUUUUUUGAAUGAAUGCCUUUUUUAAUAAAUGCUUUUAUUUUUCUAAUGGGAAAUAUUUAUGUACUCUGUUACAUUGUUGGUGCUCUUUUCAUUUUUCUUUUUCGCCAACUAUUGUGCAACGUGUUUUGGAACAUUGUCAAAUAAAUUUGCACACAUUCUUGAUACAUGGUUACUUUUCUCAUUUUUAUAAAAUGCUCCCUUCACAUCUGAUAACCAGUGCAGACUGGUCUGUCUGUUAAGAUCAUUUAUCUCACAAUGUAAUUUAAAUGAUGUUAAAUGAAUGAGCACUGUGUAUAAUGUGAGCAGUAUGCAAAGUGUUCUUUUGGAAUUAUUGCUGGACCACUAUAAAAAAAAUAAAAUAAAGUGACAUAUUGAAUUUUUAAUGGAAGAAGAAUGGAAAUUGCAGCUUUGCUAAUCUGAAUUGCUGUAUGUUUACUUUUUGUUUGUUUGUUUUUUUUUCUCUACAAUUCUUUUUCUAGAGGCUUGAGGGGUAAAAGUUUUCUGCUGCCCUUCAAAAAUGUACUGAAACUUUCUUUUGAUAUAGUCAAGGUUUAUGGUAAUGAGCACCCACAAUCCUGGCAUUAUUAUUUUUUUUUAGUCCUGGAAAUUUUAGAUGUUUCUAUACCUCUGAGUGUGUUGAAAAGUGCCAGCCUACUUGACAACUUUGUAGAGUGCAAAGUGUUUUAUUUUAAUACACUUAUUAAAAGUCUUAUUGUACAGCA